Molecule: messenger RNA, 7406 nt
Organism: Pipra filicauda (Wire-tailed manakin)
Lineage: Eukaryota; Metazoa; Chordata; Aves; Passeriformes; Pipridae
Gene: CASZ1
Product: castor zinc finger 1
Exons: 22
Coding region: 956-6592 (1878 amino acids)
Biological process (GO): regulation of neuron differentiation; positive regulation of transcription by RNA polymerase II
Cellular component (GO): nucleus
Molecular function (GO): RNA polymerase II transcription regulatory region sequence-specific DNA binding; DNA-binding transcription factor activity, RNA polymerase II-specific
Source: RefSeq, a predicted model, not a curated record
ACGAGCUGAGGCGGUUGAGGAAAACCUGAAGGGGACCUGGGGCAGUUGAAGGUGACCUGAGGCGGCUGAGGAAGAACUGAGGAAGAGCUGGGGUGGCUGAGGAGGAGCUGAGGCACCUGAGGAAAGGCUCAGGCAGCAAAGGAAGAGCUGAGGCAGAACUGAGGAAUCUGAGGCCUAAAAAUUCAUCUUAUCAGCGUGUGUGGCCUCCAGCCCCUUCAGACAGCAGGUGCCUCACCCCCUGCCCCCGCCUCACAGGUGUCCGCCAUUCCCUGGCAGGAGACCCCUGAGGGAACACCUUCAGGAGGCAGCCCAUGGGAAGCCCACCACAGCAUCACUUUGGGACAACCUGAGGAGAAACUUCUUCCAGAGACACCACUGCUGGUGUCACACUGCACUGGUGACAUCUGGGAGAUAUUUGGCUGCUACCAAGGACUGUGUGGCACUGGCAACCAUUCCAGGAGCCCUGGGAGAGCAGCUCUGUGUCUCUGCUCCUGCACCAGCAAUGGAUGCACUGGGCUGCAGCUUGGCCACGCUCUGAACAUUUGCUGUACUGCACUCCAGAUGUGGCUGCCUUUCACAGACAGGGCAAAGAGACUUCACCAAGUGAAGGGAGGCCAUCAAAUUCACACUGUCUUCAUCUGAGACCACCUCCAAAACAAAGAACCUGACUUCUCUCCUUGCUUUGUACACUGGAAUGGACCUUGAAGCCUGUGACUUCUCAGUGCAAGAAUGAAGUGAAUUUAGAGCUAAAAACGAGGCAAGAAACCAGGCCUUGAAAUCUCCGAAAGGUAGGAGAGACUUCAGACUGCAAUGGGCAGUUACUGGCAUUGCUGUAGAGACAUCCUGAACGACGUGUUGGAAAAGGAAGUGCACAGGACAGUCUUUCUGCAUUGUGAACAUGUGUGAGACCCCCAUGCAAAGCUGUGCUCUGUUCUGACUCCAAGUCUCCUCAGACAUGGCCGAGGAAAAUGCACCUGAAAGAACUAUAUGCACUGACGCAGCCUCAGGAAAACCCACAAUGGCUGCCAAGCGCAAAGGCGGCCUGAAGCUAAAUGCCAUCUGUGCCAAGCUGAGCCGCCAGGUCGUCUUCGACCACGGGGGAGCCGAGCAGGCGCGCGCCGACAAGGGGCCGCAGCGGGACAGCGGCAACAAGGACCUGCCUCAGCCCGGCACCAAGGAGCUGGGGACAGAGUUCUCAGAUGGACUCAGCCGCGUGCAGAAGAUCGAGGAGGACAAAAGGAGGGAGGUGAUUGAGAAGUGGGUGAAUGGGGAGUACAACGAGGAGCCCUUGCUGGGGCGAGUGGAGGGCAAGGAAUGUAAGGGCGCCGAGAGCGCGGAGGUGCCCCCAGAAGGGGUUUACAUGGUGCAGCCCAAGGGCUGCAGCGACGAGGAAGAUAAUGGGGACGAGGCAGACGCUCUGAGGAGCUUGCAGGAUGGCAACUUCUUGGAUGACAGGGAUUCAGACGGGCCAGCCUUGAAGGAUGAUGCCUACCGGUCCUCCAGUGGCGAGCCAGGCUCCAAGCUGGGAGCAGGAACCACCUCAGGGGAAGCGUCGUCGCUGCAGGAUUACGCCGCCACCACCAUGAACGAGUUCCUGGGCAUGUUCGGCUACGACGACCAGAACAUGCGGGACGAGCUGGCCCGCAAGAUCAGCUUCGACAAGCUGAACGCCGCUACCUCAGAGGCCGCCGCCGCCGCCACGCUGCCCGGCGAGGACGCCAUGAGCAAACGCGCCCGCUUCUCCAAGUACGAGGAGUACAUCCGCAAGCUGAAGGCCGGGGAGCAGCUCUCGUGGCCCAUGCACUUGGCCAAGUCCGAGGAGCUGGGCCCCAAGCUGGGCAAAGAACCUUCCUCGGUGCUGGCGCAGCCCAUUCGGGUGCCAGGUCCAGACGCCUCCCUGCUGACGGAGACCAAAGCCACCAUCCUGCCGCUGCCCUCUCCCAGCAGCUCCCAGAUGCAGGGCCUGAUGUCACGGGCCUCCAAGUACGACUUCUUCAUUCAGAAGCUGAAGACGGGUGAGAGCAUCAGGCCACAAAACGGCAACACGUACAAGAAGGCCUCCAAGUAUGACCUAGAAAACGUCAAGUACUUGCACCUUUUCAAGCCUGGAGAAGGAAGCCCAGAUAUGGGAGGAGCCAUCGCCUUCAAGACGGGCAAGGUAGGCCGGCCUUCCAAGUAUGAUGUGAGGAACAUUCAGAAGCUCACUCCAGUAAAAGCUCCAGCUCCCAGCCUGGCCCCUGCUCCCCUCGCCAGCACCCCCAGCAGCACUCCCGUGGCCGGGCCAGAACAGUCCGUCUCAUUGCCAUUCAACACUCCUGAGUACCUGAAAUCAACCUUCUCCAAGACAGACUCCAUCACAACUGGAACAGUCUCUACAGUAAAGAAUGGAUUACCCACUGACAAACCAGCCGUCAGCGAAGAUGUAAAUAUUUACCAGAAGUAUAUUGCCAGGUUCUCGGGCAGCCAGCACUGUGGGCACAUACACUGUGCAUACCAGUACAGAGAACAUUACCACUGCCUCGACCCCGAGUGCAACUACCAGAGAUUCACCAGUAAGCAGGAUGUGAUCCGGCAUUACAACAUGCACAAGAAGCGGGAUAACUCCCUGCAGCACGGCUUCAUGCGCUUCAGCCCCCUGGACGACUGCAGCGUGUACUACCACGGCUGCCACCUCAACGGCAAGAGCACACACUACCACUGCAUGCAGGUGGGCUGUAACAAGGUCUACACGAGCACCUCUGACGUGAUGACCCACGAGAACUUCCACAAGAAGAACACUCAGCUCAUCAACGACGGGUUCCAGCGGUUCCGCGCCACGGAGGACUGUGGCACUGUGGAGUGCCAGUUCUACGGGCAGAAAACCACUCACUUUCACUGCAGGAGACCUGGGUGCACGUUCACCUUCAAGAACAAGUGUGACAUUGAGAAGCACAAGAGCUACCACAUCAAAGAUGAUGCCUAUGCCAAGGAUGGCUUCAAGAAGUUCUACAAGUACGAGGAAUGCAAGUAUGAGGGCUGUGUCUACAGCAAGGCCACCAACCACUUCCACUGCAUCAGGGCAGGCUGUGGCUUCACCUUCACCUCCACCAGCCAGAUGACCUCCCACAAACGCAAACACGAGCGCCGGCACAUCCGGAGCUCGGGAGUGCUGGGCCUGCCUGCCUCUCUCCUGGGCUCCAAGGACAACGAGCAGGAGGAGUCCAGUAACGAUGACCUCAUUGACUUCUCUGCCAUGAGCUCCAAGAACUCCAGCCUGAGUGCCUCCCCGACCAGCCAACAGUCUUCCGUGUCUCUCAUCGUCCCGGCCGCGCCCUCCUCUGCGGCCGAGCUCGCUUCCUCACAGGCCACCAAGGCUGCCAACAGCAUGACACCAGCCACCAAGAUCUCUGGCCUGCUCUCCCAGGCUCUUCCCAGCAAUAUACCCUUGGCCCUGGCACUCUCCAACUCAGCACUUCCUGGGACAGCUGGAUCCUUCUUCCCCAUCAUCCCCAGUCGGGUCUCUACACCACUGCCUGCCAGCUCGGCUAAUCUGAUGACUGCUGGUUCUUCUGGCGCCAAUCCAACAUCAUCUGCUCCUACAGAUUCCUCAUCCCAGGCAGUCUCAGGAUCUGGUGAGCCAGCGGCUACUUCCUCUCCAGCUCCAGCAGCAUCUAUAAUGGAAAGGAUCUCUGCUAGCAAGGGAUUAAUCUCUCCUAUGAUGGCCAGGCUGGCAGCAGCUGCACUCAAGCCCUCUGUGGCACUUGAAGCAGGGAAUGGACAACCAGCAGCUCCCGGACGGUUCAAUCCGGUCCAGGUGAAGCAGGAACCUGCGGAGGCCAUGGGAUCAUCAUCUGCCACCAGUCAGGACUCCCUGCAGGAGCACAGCUUGGACCUGAGCGUCAAGGAUCACGGUAAUGAAUCAAAUGGCCACACAGUCUCGGCAAAUUCAUCUCUUUUAUCCUCGCUUAUGAAUAAGAUGUCCAAGACCAGUGCCAGCCUUGGCAACCUGCUGAACAUUAAGACAGAAGGUGAUGGCAGCCAGGCUGGGGCUGGGGAGCCAACCCAGUACUUGGGCAAGGCAGUGAAGGCCCUUGUCCAGGAGAAGCUCUCUGAGCCGUGGAAGAUGUACCUGCGCCGGUUUGGCACCAAGGAUUUCUGCGAUGCCCAGUGUGACUUCCUGCACAAGGUGCAUUUCCACUGCGUGGUGGAGGAAUGUGGGGCCCUGUUCAGCACCCUGGAUGGAGCCAUCAAACACGCCAAUUUUCACUUCCGAACUGAGGGUGGAACUGUGAAAAGUAACUCUGAGUCUCCCUUCUCAACCACUACUGAGAGUAAAGCUUCACUGGCCCCUUCAUCACCAUCUGCUACUUCUGCCACCAUGGCAAGUGCUCCUGCCCUCGACGUGCCCACUCCAAGUCCAGCUACUGUGCCCUCUGCCCCCACACUGCUGGCUUGGAAGCAGCUGGCUUCCACUAUACCCCAGAUGCCUCAGAUCCCAGCAUCAGUGCCUAACCUGGCAGCUUCACCCUUGGCAACGACUUCCCUGGAGAACGCCAAGCCUCAGGUCAAACCCGGAUUUCUCCAGUUCCAGGAGAAUGAUCCCUGCCUGGCAACAGACUGCAAGUACGCCAACAAAUUCCACUUCCACUGUCUCUUUGGGAACUGCAAGUAUGUGUGCAAAACCUCUGGCAAAGCAGAAUCCCACUGCCUGGACCACAUCAACCCCAACAACAACCUGGUGAACGUGCGAGACCAGUUUGCUUAUUACUCCCUGCAGUGUCUCUGUCCCAACCAGCACUGUGAAUUCCGGAUGCGAGGGCAUUACCACUGUCUGCGUCCUGGCUGCUACUUCGUGACAAACAUCACCACCAAGCUGCCCUGGCACGUGAAGAAACAUGAGAAGGCAGAGAGGAGGGCAGCCAACGGCUUCAAGUAUUUUACCAAGAGGGAAGAAUGUGGCAGAUUGGGUUGCAAAUACAACCAGGUGAACAGUCACUUCCACUGCAUCCGAGAGGGCUGCCAGUUCUCCUUCCUGCUCAAGCACCAAAUGACAUCCCACGCCAGAAAGCACAUGAGGAGGAUGCUGGGGAAGAACUUCGAUCGUGUUCCCACUCAGGUUAUUGGCCACACUCCAAGAAAUGAGAAUCUCCCCCAGGUUGGCAGCAUGGCACCCAGCCCAGCCUCAUCAGGAACCCCAGCUUCCUUCCAGGGACCCCCCAGCAUGAUGGACACGGAAACAGAUGAGUACAUGGAUUACACUGGCUGUAGCCCUGGGGGGAUCUCCUCGGAAUCUUCCAACAUGGACCGCAGCUGCUCCAGCACUCCAGUGGGCAACGAAAGUACAUCAGCAGGGAACACCAUCACUAUGCCAACUGCCUCGGGGGCCAAGAAGCGCUUCUGGAUCAUCGAGGACAUGUCCCCGUUUGGGAAGCGCCGCAAGACCGCGUCCUCCCGCAAGAUGCUGGAUGAGGGGAUGAUGCUGGAGGGAUUCCGGCGCUAUGACCUCUACGAGGACUGCAAGGACUCCAGCUGCCAGUUCUCCCUCAAGGUGACCCACUACCACUGCACGCGGGAGAACUGCGGCUACAAGUUCUGCGGCCGCACCCACAUGUACAAGCACGCGCAGCACCACGACCGCGUCGACAACCUGGUGUUGGAUGAUUUCAAACGUUUCAAGUCUUCGCUGAGUUGUAACUUCCCAGACUGUCAGUUCUCUGGCAAUAGCACACACUUCCACUGUCUGCGCUGCGGCUUCCGCUGCACUGACAGCACCAAGGUGACAGCCCACCGCAAGCACCACGGCAAGCAGGACGUCAUCAGCGCCGCGGGCUUCUGCCAGUUCAGCUCCAGCGUGGACUGCGAGGUGCCCGACUGCAAGUACAAACUCAAGUGCUCCCACUUCCACUGCACCUACCCUGGCUGCAAACACACGGUGGUGGGUAUGUCACAGAUGGACUCGCACAAGCGCAAGCAUGAGAAGCAGGAGCGAGGGGAGCUGCCUGCCAUCUCCCCUGGCCCCGAGGGCCUCGCCCACUCCACCCUCGAGUAUGACAUCCAGAACUCUUCCAUCAACCUGGACAGCUCCCUCAACCUCAGCACUGACAACAACAGCUCCCUCUUCUUCCUGCAGAACGCGGCCGGCGUGGGCCUCAACGACUCCCUGGACCUCAGCAAGAAACAGGCAGAGGCCACCGAGGGCCCGUCCCCGAGCAGAGCUGGGACCGCGGCCCAGGAGAGGGGCCCGGGGGCAUCGGGCUCUGGUGAUGUGGAGGACGAGGAUGACUCUUCCCAAGAGGAUGAAGAGGAUGACGAGGAGGAGAUGAAUGAAGAAGAGGAGGAUGACGAAGAGGAGGAUGAUGAUGAUGACGACGAGGAGGAUGAUGAAGAGGAAGACCUGAACACGGAUUCUGAAGAAUCGCUGCCUGACCCUGAAGGCCUGGCCACUAAAGAAGAUGGAGAACCAGAGGAGGCUGCUUCUUCCACAGACCAUGGUGAUGCUUCCAGGCCACAGGGCGAGCCAGCCCUCACUCCAGCCCCAGCUCCUGCUCCUGCUCCUGCUCCAGCUCCAGCUGCUGCCCCAGCCUCCACCGCUGCUCCAGCAGCUUCUCCUUAAUCCAAGAGACGACGACGGCAGUGGUUUGGUUUUGCUCUUACACAGAAUUACUAAGAGGACCCUAUGUGAGGCGAGAACAAAGAUUGGGAUGGCAAAUGAAAAACAAACUCCGUGCCACACACACGAGAGAGAGGAAGGAAGGAAACCCCUGCUCCUCCCCAGGCCCCAUAAGAGAUCGGUUUGCAGCAGGACUGGUGCUGCCUCCUCCAUUCUACAGAUCCCGGAACAGGGGGCAGGAUGCAGCAAAAAAUACCCUUUAUAUGGACAUGAACCUUGAGGGUACCCGCUGCUCUUCCCUGCUCCCUGCAUGGUGCGUGGGGCCUGUGCCCAUCUGGGGACCCUUUGUUAUGGGUGGGGCUCUAUCCCCCCAAUUUUCUUUCUGGGUUUUAUUUUUCCAUGUUUUCAGUUGUACGAUAAUAAUAAUAAUCUCCACUUCUUGGAGGGGGGUGGGUGGGAACAACAGGUAAUGAAUUUUAGAGAUAUAUAUUUGUGUGUGUGUCUCUCUAUAUAUAAUGUACGCACACACACACAUAUAUAAAAUUCAAGGAAUUGGUGUCACAGAGACAAGUAGCUCAGCUUUUGCCGGUGGGAAGGAGGGGUGAGGGGUGUGCUCUCUCUCCACCCCUCCCCCUUCUUUCUCCAGCAUUAAAUGAAUGGCAUCAGACAGCCAGGGUGGGAGUGGGUAUUUAUUGUCACAUAAAUGAGGACGCAUUAAUGAACGAGCAGGGGUGGGAACGGGACACUCCUCUGUUCUUCCAGAUCCUUUUUACUGUUAAUGAUAAUAAUUUUGAAUGCUAUUUAUAUUGUAAAACUU